AAUGAAUAUACAUAGAAUAAUCACAGUUAGAAUCAUAAAGUUUCUUGAAUCAUGAGUAAGGAUGAAAGAUUCCUUAAACAUGUGUUUUCAUGAUUGAAAAAAGGAAGAAUGUAUAUUGGGAAAAUAAAAAUUACCUGUCUCUAUGAAGAUCUUUAAUAUUUGGUUAGAAAGAAAUGAUUGCUAAAAUACCUGUUGGCCAGCAGGCACUGUAUUCUGACGGAUCGGAAAAUCUCAGUGGUUUUGUGAUGUUUGUCGUGCGCGCGUGUGUGUGUUUGUGUACAUCAAUGUGGUGGGAGCAAAGUUUUCCCCGUUUUCUCGUUGACGGCAUAGGAUUUUUUUGCGCCUGAACAUGUUAUCAUGUAGUUCUGCAAAAGUACUUUCGUGGACGGAUAUAAGCGUUGUGUAAUUUGUUCCGAUCGCUGAUUGAUUACUGCAUUAUUGUUUGGUUUGGAAUCAGUAUAAGUGGCAGCCGCUUUGUAUCCGCAGGUGUGUUCCGAUCCGAACCAGACUGAGAAAACGGAAUGGACAUUAGAUCGAAAAUUUGAAGCAGAUAGAAAUUGUUUUGUAAAGUAAGGCGGAUUCUGACGCGCGAGAGCCUAAUUACAGCGCGAUUAUUUAAUCAUGCCGUGCCAAAAUUGCUCGGGCCCAGCGGUCAAGGGUCUUGAUUGUCUGAAUUGGUGAAAUUGCCAUUGAGCAGAAAGUGUCGUGAAUGUUUUUAACACUGGAGUUUUAACGUGUUUUUAUUGUCGAUUGAAUGGAUUUAAUUCGCGUGUGCCGUGUAGCUUCGCAUGUAGUUUCUCCACACACGCCCGAAGGUUUUUGUUGCUCUGGUCCCGAUCGGACACAAACAGGUUGCGUGUGUGAGUGCCCAAGCGCUGUGCAGUUACGUCGACAGUCUGCCGAAUUUCCUUCGCAGGGGGUGGAAUAGUGGAAGGUCCAGGAAAACACCGGCUGCUAGGGAGGGCAGGGUAGCAAGAUGGCGGGGUCAUUAACGUGGUCGUGUACUUGUUGCCUGCGAUUCAAGUUCAGCCCCGAGGAGAUUGAGCAGCGAUACAAGAGCCAGGAAAUAGAUCGCAUGCUCGAAAAAGAUCGACAGGCCUUUCGACGACAGGUCAAGUUGCUGCUCCUUGGGGCUGGGGAAAGUGGCAAGUCCACAUUUCUCAAACAAAUGCGAAUUAUACACGGUAUCAAAUUCGAGCCUGAACUUGUGAAAGAGUAUCAACACGUUAUUUAUCAAAACAUUAUCAAAGGAAUGAAGGUUUUGGUUGACGCUCGUGAUAAAUUAAACAUCCCUUGGGAAAACGCUAAGAAUUAUGACAUUGGUUAUCAACUACUUAAAUUCGAAAAUACAAUGAUUCUAGACGCCAGAUUAUUUCUCCACUACGUACCGUCUUUACAGAGCCUUUGGAAAGACAGUUCUAUUAGACGGGCAUUUGACAGGCGAAGGGAAUUUCAGCUGAGUGACUCUGUACAAUACUUUCUGGAUAACCUGGACAGGAUUGCUCGAGUGGAUUAUACACCUACUCAUCAGGACAUUUUGCACUGCAGAAAAGCAACCAAAGGAAUAUCUGAAUUUGUUAUACCAAUCAAUAACAUCCCAUUUCUAUUCGUUGAUGUUGGAGGUCAAAGGUCACAAAGACAAAAAUGGUAUCAAUGUUUCGAUUGCGUAACAUCGAUAUUAUUUCUUGUCUCUUCAUCAGAAUUUGAUCAAGUUCUACUAGAAGACAGGCGGACCAACAGACUUGAGGAAUCCAGGAAUAUAUUUGAUACGAUUGUUAACAAUAUGAUUUUUGGCAACGUCUCAAUUAUUUUAUUCCUAAACAAAACGGAUCUUCUUGACAAAAAAGUGAGAUCACCGGAUACCGACGUUCACUGGUAUUUUCCACAAUUCAAAGGUGAUUCACAUUCCAUGAAAGACGUGCAAAGUUUCAUAUUAGACAUGUUUGUAUCAGUAAAAAGGGACCCAAGAAAGCCACUCUUCCAUCAUUUUACAACUGCAGUCGACACGGAAAAUAUUAAAGUGGUUUUUAAUGCAGUAAAAGAUACAAUUCUCCAUCGUAAUUUACAAUCACUCAUGCUGCAGUAAUGUUAACUCUCGUGGAUUGGUAAGUCGUGCAAUCCAAAAAUUAAACCUAAUAUAGAAACCUGAAUAUAUUAACGGACACUGCAAAAUGGCAUUUUGUAAUUUUUUUACAAACACCACAAUACUGAUUAGUAGGUAACUUAAGACAAUAUAUUUAACGAUUUUAUAAAAUAAUAAUCUUACCUCCUCCAAUGUUAAAUUUUUCUAAUUAUUUGGAAUUAAAGGGAGGUAGAAUACUGCCUGCAAAAUGUGUAGACUGAAAAAUUUGAGUUUUUACACUCAAGAAAUAUUCUUGUAUUCUUUUUUGAUGCCAUUGAUUGGUGAAAAUUUGUGCUUAGAGAUUUAUUAGUGAAAAAUAUGUCGAACGGACAAUGUCUUUAAAUUGUCAUUAUAUUAAAAUUACAUUACAAAAAGUGUUGCUUAUAUUAAUAUAUAUUACUAUCAAUAUAUGAGGAAAAAUUUCAAAAAUCUUUUGGUGGAAAAAUAUAAUUUAUGUUUUUCCCAAAAACAUUUUUCAAAUUUCCCCCCAUAUAUUAAACUUUCAUUUAGAAAGUACUUUAUUGUUGAUUUUGUACUGUAGUUUUAAUAAAUGUAACGUAAUGGCAAAUUUAAAUGUGGUAAAAUAGCUACAUUUACAAAAAAAAAAAAAAAAAUGUAAAUAGUGAUUUGUAUUUUAGUUUACACGUUGUCAAUAAUUUUGAUAAAGAAUUUAUACACGUAUUUAUGCUUGUAAGAAUGAUAUACAUUAUAAAAAAGAGACCUCUCGUUGCUUGGAUUCAUUUUGUAUAGAUAUUUAAUCCGCGUGAAUAAAUAGAUGAGUUGGUCGUCUGACUUGACAAAAAUCUGCGAAUAUAUAAUUUAUUUCUUACUUAAGGCUUAUCUUUGUUAACAGUAUAUUAAUGCCACGUAACAAAGAAACCAAAUACUAGAUCCAUGCCAUAAAACCAAAUGAAACUAACCAGUUUGUGUUCAAAUUCCAAUGAACAAAACUUUAUUCUAGCGUUAUUUUUUAUUUAUUUUUUUUAACGCUGAAAUACGGCUUCUUAUAAAAUACAAACAAUUUCGAUGCAGCUUUUUUUUAAAUAUGCUAUCAAAAUAUACUAAAAUAGCAGCUCAAUAUUUGAGUAGUAAUACAUAUUUAAGUUCUUCCAAUAGGUGAACGUGCCAUGGACAAAAGUCAAAAAGACUUUAAAUUUCUGUCAGAAAUUAAAAGCGCGAAAUUAAUUAGAAUUAUAUAUUUGUAAAUAUUCGUACGUUGCAUACAUAUAAUUUAUUAUUAUAAAUUAUCUUUGAUGUUUUGUUCAAUUUUUGAGCCAUACUGAAAAAGGCCAUCUAAAUUAUCCCGAAAUUAUGUUUAACUUAAUUAUGUUAAAAUACAUUUAUUUGAAUAUUAAUUUAUUAAAAAAAAAAGUUUAUCAAAAAAUUGUCAAUAUACAUAUCUUAACAAUUUUUUCGAUAAAUAAAAAUGUUAAUAAAUGAAUAUUUGAUUGAAUAGAUUUGAAAAUUAUUAAAAAUAUUUAAUGUUUCGUUAUUUGAAAAUCAGAAAAAAAUAUGUCGAUUCUAAUUUUGUCUCUCGGUUAAUUCAAAUUUAAAUUAAAAUUGUUAAAGCUGAUGAUUUUUUUUAAAUUGUUUUAAAUCAAAAUUCAAAAAUAUUUAGACACCUCUAAACUGUCUCUAAAAUAUACUGUGUAACAAUAAUUCAAAAUUUUACAACUCCAUGAAUUUAACCGAUUAAAAAGAAAUUCUAAAAUGAAAAUGCAAGAAAACUAUUUUAUUUUCUGACGAUUUCAUGAAAAAUUAUUAUUCUAUCAAGAAAAUAAUAUUAUUUUAUACUCAACUUUUAAAUUAUUGUACUAAUUCUUUACAUCUUUUUUUCAGAAUUUUCUAACUUUUAACAUACAUUUUUUAUCCCUCUCAAUUGUAUAACUCAAAAUUUGUUUUAUCUAAAACAUUUUUAAAUUUUUUUCCAAGAAAAGCAUCGACAGAAAAAUUAACUUCUUUUAAUAUUCCUCGGAUAUUAUUUGCUGGAAAAAGAGAAACAUCUAUAGUCAGAAUUUCUCAAACGAAUCACCUAAAAUUUUCAAAAAGUAAUGUUUUUUUUAUUUCUAAUAUCAUUAAAAUAAGUUUCCAAAAUUAUUAGACAUAUUAUUAUUAACAAAUAGAAAUUUUUGUUAAAGUUAUUAACAAUUGAAAUUUUUAGCAGACUUAAAUAGAAAAAACUUUUCCUUCAGUUGCAAUUGACCAAUUUAAAAAAAAAGAAAGAACGUUUGCAUAUUAUUAUUAUUGUCAACAAUAAUUUUUGUUUAAAAUAGUUUUUUAUAAUAUUUAUUUAUAAAAUAUUAAGAAAAAACAAUGUUCUUUUUUUGUCUAAUAAUAAUAGGAACUUAUUUUGAUCAUACUGGAAGUCAAAAAAAUGAUUUUUCAUUGAAAAUCGAAUUUUUUAGUUUCAGGUGAUAUUCGUUUGAAAAAUUCUGACCCCAAUAGACUAAAAAAAAUGAAAACGACAAAUAAUGGGGCGCAUGAAUAUCUCAUAAAAAUCAUUAACUCGAAUUUUUAUUUCAAAGUAUUUUAUUAGAAAUAAUUAUUUUUUAGACGAAUUUUCAAUUUACGAAUUAAAAUUUGACAGAAUUUCUUUUUAUACGAAUUUUUACUUAAGAAAAUUAUUAGUUACCGAAUUUUUAUAUUAUAGUCAUUUAAUUUACAUGGCUUUUUAAUUUAAUCACCGAAUUUUAUUUUGCCGAAAUUUUUAUUUGUACAAAUUUUCAUUUGUCUAAAAUUACAAAUGGUAGAACAAACAAUUGACAGAAAGAUUCCGGCGUAAUUUUUAAAAUUUGACCAAUUAGAAAUUAUCAAGAAAAUUGUGAUUGAACAGUUUUAAAAAUUGCGCAAAAAUCUUUCUGUCGAUUUUUUGUUCGGUCAUUUGUAAUUUUGGACAAAUGAAAAUUCGGUGUCAUAAAAAUUCGUACAAAAUAAAAAUCAGUGAAUUGGAAUUUCUUUCAUUUAAAAAUUCGAUUGAAUGAGAAUUCUGUUAGAUUAAAAUUCUUUCAAAUAAAAAGCCAUGUAAAUUAAAUAACUAGAAAAUAAAAAUUUUGACAAACAAAAAUUCGGUAGCUAAAAGUUUUGUCAAGUAAAAGUAUAAAAAGAAAUUCUGUGAAAUGCUAAUUCGAGAAAUGAAAAUUCAUCUAAAAAAUAAUUAUUACUAAUAAAAUACUUUUAAAUAAAAAUUCGAAUUAAUACUUGUAGUUGUCCGGUUUAUUUUAAAUUAAAUGCUUUUAAUUGUUUUAUCUUGUAUAUAAUAUACUUAUAUUUAAGUGUUAAAACUAAAUAAUGGUGUGGAAUUGUCUAAUGUUUAACCCCUUAUCUAAUUGAGAAAAUUUUGUUAAAAUCUUUAAUUUUAUUAUAAUUGGUAUUUUUCUUAAUGAUACAGUUUUACAUUCCUAAAGUAUUUGAGAGAUUUAGUUUUUCAUUAUUGUUAUUUAUCUAAUCUAAAAUUAUUUUUGAAAUUAAAAUAUGAUUUCUUAUAGUAAUAAGAAUGUUUCGAUUGAGAGAAAUUGCGACGAAAGUUGAAGCUGCUCUCCUUUUACAAAUUGUAUACAAGAGAACAUAAUGUACAAUAAUUUGUCGAUAAGAUAUUAUUUGCGGCAACUCAUAAAAAUGUCAAGUGUCGAUACUUAAAGAUUACAAAUCUUGAGUACUGAUAGUCGAUAGAAUAACGAAUCCACAACUUUCUCAGAAUCUUUACAUGUUAAUUUUGUUCUAAGCUUUAUAAAUACAUAUAAAUUGUUGAUUUUAUUAGGUAAAAAUAUUGUCUUUGUAUUUUGUAAAAACUGACUUUAAUAUUGUGAAUUCUCAUAUUCUGUUGAAUAUAUUCUUCCAGAUUAAAGACUCGGUUAAUGUUUGUAAACUUAUCACAAAAAAUAUCCCAUAAACGAUCAUUUAAGUUUUUAUACUUUAAGAACGAUAAUAAAAUUAUAUUAGUUUAGAAUUAAGUUUACUGUCUGUCUAUAAACAUUUUAUUUUUAUUAUUUUUUGGUUGGUGACAGUAUAGAGAUAAAACAUUUUACCAAUUUAAAGUGACGUUUUUGUAAUAUUUAUAUACUUCUAUAUUUUAAAUUGUCAUCAGAUUGUAAUAAUAUUUUAAGAGAAAUUUACUUUUUGUAAAGAUACAGAUACUUUAGCAUUUCUUUAAUACUAACGAUUAUUUUAGUAUUAUAUGUACUGAUAAAAAAAAUUUGAAUUUUUUAUAAAAAAUUAAAAAUUUCUUAAAAGAAGCAGCUCUAUUUUAUAUCGUCUUUAAUCGAACUUUUGAUAAAUUGUAUUGUAAUCAUUCAUCGAAAAUUUUAUAACAUUCGACUAAUAAUUUUGAAGAAAACUUUUUACAAUUUGUAUUAUUAAUUGUUAUAGAACAAUUUUGAUAUUGGUAUUUUAAGGAUAGUUUAUUAAGAAAUCGGAUUGUAAAUCCUUUUAUUAGCGCUGUCCAGUUUCUCCACUGAUAGCUGUUUAUACACAAGAAUUAUAUUUUGUUACAUUAUUUGCAUUUUAUUGUACAUGAUAUGAAAUGUGUAGAUAUAUCGUGCCUUUGUACAUUGUAUAUUUGUAAAUACAAAAUUUUACAUGAUUUAUUGUGUAACGUUUAAGGCAUUCACGCGAAUAAUAAAUAAAGUUUUAAAAAUAAUAACUCUUCUUUUUAUUGCAAUUAAUUCACUAGCAUGAUUACUAGGGGUUCUUUUAUUAUUAUUUAUUUAUUUUUAGUAUUAACGAGCAUAUAAACCUGGAGAAUGAUGUUAUCUUUGUGUUGAGUUCUUCUAAAACUAUUUCGAAAUUUUCAUGAAAUGGGUUCCAAUGACAAUAAAGCAAGAUUUUUAAUAAUUCAAAAAAUUGUUAGUCAGAGAAAAAGAACAAAUUAGUCAGUAGAGAAAUGUCAGGGAAUUUUGAAAAAUAAAUUUAAAGAAAAAAGUUAGCUUAUGAAUUUGUUUAAUUUUUAAAAAUUAUUUUUCUUUCGUCUAUAAACUAAAAGAUUGACGUAACUUUUACGUGUAUAGGGUCAGUUGGGGUAAAUGGGGACAAAAGGUUUUAGAGCUUAAUUUACAAUUUUAAAAUGAAGUUCAACGUCAAUAUAUUAACCUCAGAUCACCUGCAAGAGGUGUUGAGUAUUGCCAAGCUUUUAUCUUAACAAUUGGCAGCAAGAUAAAAAAAGUUAUCGCUCAAUGCAUAAAAACUUGAAAAUCAAAGUCAAACUGUUUCAGUAUUUUGUCGAGCAUUUCAAAGAAAACAAUCUUAAAAAUCAUACAAAAAUUUUUUCUUAUUCCUUAUGACUCCUUUAACAGAAAUUCACUUGAAUUUUUGAUUUUUGUCAAUUUGGUUAAUAAUGACAA
Molecule: messenger RNA, 7458 nt
Organism: Leptopilina boulardi
Lineage: Eukaryota; Metazoa; Arthropoda; Insecta; Hymenoptera; Figitidae
Gene: cta
Product: guanine nucleotide-binding protein subunit alpha homolog
Exons: 5
Coding region: 977-2086 (369 amino acids)
Biological process (GO): Rho protein signal transduction; adenylate cyclase-modulating G protein-coupled receptor signaling pathway
Cellular component (GO): brush border membrane; heterotrimeric G-protein complex
Molecular function (GO): G-protein beta/gamma-subunit complex binding; D5 dopamine receptor binding; GTPase activity
Source: RefSeq, a predicted model, not a curated record